This is a messenger RNA of Porites evermanni, 3207 nucleotides long. Lineage: Eukaryota; Metazoa; Cnidaria; Anthozoa; Scleractinia; Poritidae. The record is from the annotation of a GenBank genome assembly.
AGUAUUGCUGUCAAUAUCGCCCUCGACCACAUCACAAACGAACUUGCUGUGGAGUGCCAAAGUCAAGGAUGUGACUGGAAAGGCAAAUAUGCAAGGGCACAAGCGCAUCAAAAACAUUGCCCCAAGCUGCUUGUGAAAUGUUCAAACGACAGAUGCGCAUUCCGUGAGUCUAGAGAAAAAAUGCCGCAGCACGAAAAAUCCUGCAGCAAGAGGGAGAUCCCCUGCAAAGGUUGUGGUGAUCUGAUAGUGUGGGAUUCGUCGCAGGAGCACGCGCAAUUCCAAUGCACAAACGCCACAAGACCGUGUCCCUUAAUAAUAUUUCCCAGGUAUCUAUGCUAUUAAUUUCAGUGACACUCUUAAGGUGUAGCCAGUAUGGCAGGCUUUCAAAAGAAAAAUGAACGGCAUUUUCGAGAACGCGCGCGAGGUAGGGUGGAGGAGAACCUUUCCUUAUUCUCGCGCGUCAUUCGCGCUUUCCACGAGCCGAAAUCCUCGUCCCCAGCUCCUUCCCUUUCGGCUAGAGCGAAAGUAGUCAGGAAGGCCUAAACUUAGUGUUUACACAGUUAAAAGAUUGUAUAACAUUUUUAUUUUAUUUCUUUCUCAUCAUCAAGAUGAUACAUAUAUAUAUCUAUAUACGUUCUACUCAAAUAACGAAUAUCUAUAUAUCUGUAUAGAUGAUUGCUUGACCUUUCCUAUGGUUAUGUGGGGUAUAAAUUUCAGAUAGGUCAUAAAUAAAGAGUAUAUUUAACGAUUGUAUUACGGAAAUUGAUACCACAUUCAAGACCAUUAACUCAAAAUAAAAUAACUCUAAAUUUAAUGGCCUGACUCAUGCAUGAAAUAUGCUGCAAGGGAGUCCAGCUUUUACGUAUGAUAUGACUUGGUGUUAGAGUUGGGCACUUACACUUUUGGAUCUGAGCUCAUACAAUAAACUAUUUAUUAAUCAUGAAGUUUCCCAAUCCAUCGAUCGCCCAGGAACACAAAUAAGGUACCCUUGUGCAAGGAUCAGGAUCCUCUAUAAAACAAUACCUUAUUGGGAUGAACAUGUCUCAGUGUAGCUCAUAAACUGUAUAUGGGAGAACCAUCCCUAACCUCCCCUGUGGCUAACGUUCAACCCUAUGAUUGCAGCUUGAAAAUGGCCUUUUUAAAAGGGACACAGCUUAAAGGAAGCAAUGUAAAUAUAUGUAAAUUUAUGAAUAAAUUUAACAAACUAUGAAUUUCAUUUCAGAUCCCACGUCAAUCUUCACCAACACCUCUGCCCUGAAACGGUGACAGAGUGCAGAGUGAUGGGCUGUGGAACGUUGGUAAAGAGAAAAAAAUUGAAUACCCAUUUAAUGGAGGCUGCCGCAGAGCAUUUCGCCCUGCAGUCGAACGAAAUCAUCAAGCUGAAGCAAUCAAUAUUUAACAAGGUAAGGAACCAAAAAUACAAUAUUCAAAGGCAAUAAAAACUGUACCACAUAACCAAGAGAAUUUGGUUAGAAAGGAAAGGGAUGUCCAGUGGAAAAUAAGAACGACUUAAAACAUAGGCUUUCAAUCCGGAACACCUUUGGUCAGACCAAAAUAUACAGUAACUGUACCAAUAAGUGAGACUGCAAGCAUCCCCUGUAUCUUCAUGUUGGAUCCCCCUACUAAGAAAAGUUCAGUACAUAACAUAUUUAGUGCUCUUAACGCACAGGAAAAAACAACGGAUUCCCAUUUUUAGAUAUUUUAGGGUAUUUAAAGAAUACCCCCAAAAAUCCUAAAUUUGGAAGAGUGAGACUAGUCCCAAUCCAAUCAGGGAACUUGGUUGGGAAUUCCCUGGUUGUGCCAAAUUUGUGAUUUUUAUUGGUGUUCUUUUAAUACCCUAAUAUUACAGCAUAGUCCAUGCAGUUCAAGAAAAGGGUGAGUCUUAAACUAUUAAUUAUUUAGUAUAAUGUUAAAAUUUGAAUAACAAUAAUUUGUGCUUAGAUUCUAUCAUAAAUUCAUUGCAUAGAUAGACACACAGCUUUAUACUUAACACUAUUAUGUUUCUUUUUUUAAGACAAGUAACCCAGUGGCAGUUAAGGUGAACAGGAUUGACUCCUUUUGUUGGAGUAUCACAAACUUUCCUCGAAACCUUCAAGUUCAAGGUGCUGGCAUACACGGAGGACACAAGUGGAGGGCUUUAUUCACCAUUGACCAAGAAUUGUUUCUCCAGCUGGUUGAAGCCGCACAUCCAAUAACCACAGAAAUCCGGUAAGAACAUGUCAAAAGUAUCUGUUUAGGGGGGGGGGGGAAUAAGACAUGGGGGCAGAUCCUGAAAAGAGAGCAAUACUGGGGAAAAUAAUAAUUUAUUAAAAGAAUUAAUGUUAUUCACCAGUGUGUAGUAAUACUAACAUGCUGUUUGAAAGCAACCUAAUUUUAAUUUCUAGACUGAUAUAUUUGUGUAAGCAAGGAAAAGAAACUGCACAGUGAUUCUUGGUCAAUACAAAAUUAUUAAGAAUUAAAGACUUGCUAGAACAGUGGAACAUCAAAGAAAAGAACAUGUUGACCAUAUUGACAACAAAUAACAGUUAGACAGAAAACAGCUAUCAGUAGUGGCCAUCCAUGUGGGUGGGUGGGGGGGGGGAGGCAAUGUCAUCCCUGGGAACAUGCCAUGGAGUGGAAAAAAUAACAGAUUCCCAUUUUUGGAAAUUCUAGGGUAUUUAAAGAAUACCCACAAAAAUCCCAAAUUUGGAAGAGUGAGACAAGUCCCAAUCAGGGAACUUGGUUGGGAAUUCCCUGGUUGGAACUUGUCUAACUUUGCCAAAUUUGGCAUUCUUAUGGGUAUUCUUUAAGUACCCUAAAAUAUCCAAAAAUGGGAAUCCGUUAUUUUUUCCUGUGUUAUUGGCAAAUUGUUAGUCAUGGACAGGGGGAUUUAUGAUAUUAUAGUGCAAUUAUUGUCCCGUCUAUCAUGACUCUAAAUGAGUCCCUUUUUUAACAUGUUUACAGUAUUUGUCAUGAUUUGUUUCCUGGGGGUUGACGCCCUGGUUGAUGAGAAGUGCAUAAUUACCUCCCAAUAACUUUGCUGUUUCUGUUCAAAGGAUCGUAAUGUCAGCUGGUGAGGAAACAGAGACUACCUUCCGCUCAGACACAGUCAUCCUGAAGGAAGGAGAAAUGUGGGGGAGAAGAAUGAUUGACAUAAACAGAUAUGUAGAUGGGGAUGGAAAGGUGGAGAUCAAAUUUAUAAUAUACCAUCUUAACCUAAAAAUGUGA